This is a messenger RNA of Panicum virgatum (switchgrass), 447 nucleotides long. RefSeq names its product uclacyanin 1-like. Bases 1 to 447 code for a protein of 148 amino acids. NCBI's taxonomy places the organism in Eukaryota, Viridiplantae, Streptophyta, Magnoliopsida, Poales, Poaceae. Gene Ontology annotation, cellular component: plasma membrane. Gene Ontology annotation, molecular function: electron transfer activity. The record is from RefSeq and is a predicted model, not a curated record. The transcript has a single exon.
AUGGCAGAGUUCAAGUACAUGCCCUACCACAACGUGCUGGAGGUGACGGAGGAGGACUACGCCGCCUGCAACCCGGGGAGCCCCAUCUCCACCCACUCCGGCGGCGACACCACCUUCAACCUCACCGCCACGGGCACCCGCUACUUCAUCUGCGGCAUCCCGCGCCACUGCCUCAACGGCACCAUGCACGUCAAGAUCACCACCGUCCCCUACGACGCCGCCGCCGCCGCGAACGCCGCGGCGGCAGGCCCCGCGCAGGCUCCGCUCGGCUCGACCCCGGCCGACGCCUUCGCGCCGGGGCCGGCGGGGUACAAGUACAAGGUGGCCAUGGACGCCGACGGCAAGGCGCCGGUGGCCGCGCCGGCGAGCGACGCGCCGCGGUAUCGGCAGCCCGCGGCGGCAGUGGCCGGCCUGGCGUUGGCUGCUCUGGUCGCCCUGGUCGCCUAA